Molecule: messenger RNA, 868 nt
Organism: Lolium rigidum
Lineage: Eukaryota; Viridiplantae; Streptophyta; Magnoliopsida; Poales; Poaceae
Product: light-harvesting complex-like protein OHP2, chloroplastic
Exons: 2
Coding region: 160-708 (182 amino acids)
Cellular component (GO): chloroplast thylakoid membrane
Source: RefSeq, a predicted model, not a curated record
GAGGGGAAGAGACUUGACACCACACACCCUUAUCCACAACGAGCGCGCCCCAGUGUAGUGUGUGUCCAAACCUUCUCCACGCCUUCCCUCCCAUUCCCUUCUCCUCUGUCUCUCUGUUCUUUCCAAGAGCCAACAACGCCAGGCAGCUCAAACGAAGCAAUGUCUUUGGCACCCUCCAUCCCUUCCAUCAAGGUGAAGGUGGGACGUGUCGUCCCGCCGCCUUCGUACCGGGCAUGCAGGUCCUUCGCCGUGAUCCGGAGCUCCAGCGCGGAGGGGCCCAGGAGACCGUCUGCGCCCCCGCUGUCGCCGCCGCCGCCCAUGCCUCCCAAGGGGCCAUCUCUGUCCAGCCCUCCGAGCCUGUCCAAGCCACCCACCCCGGUGAAGCCGGCAGCGCCGUCACCUCCUCCUCCUGAGACGAAGCCGGCAGCCUCGGUGGCUGCUGGGCCGCCACCGGUGGGAGGGGUUGUGACGUUCGAGUACCAGAGGAAGGUGGCCAAGGAACUGCAGGAGUACUUCAAGAAGAAGAAGCUGGAGGAGACCAACCAGGGGCCCUUCUUCGGGUGGCUAGCCAAGAACGAGAUUUCCAAUGGAAGAUGGGCUAUGUUUGGGUUUGCAGUAGGGAUGCUAACAGAGUAUGCAACAGGCUCGGAUUUCGUCGAGCAAAUGAAGAUCCUUCUCUCCAAUUUUGGGAUUGUGGAUUUGGACUGAGAGCUGAUGUUUGGUGUUGUUGUUAUGUAUAAGUCCGAAGUAUAAUCUAUCUUCUUUUAUCCAACGUAUAGAAAGAUCAAUCUUGCACAUUGGUAUACCCUUGACUUCAUUUGUACUACUGUCCUGUCAGUUUUGAUGAAUGUAAAAUCCACUUUCCAUC